AUGUCUCAUCAGAACCCAGGGAUAAUUCGAAUGGUAGCUGGAGGCACUUUUUACUCCAGGAAAUCCAGCAGCAUCUACACGAGCUUGGGAUGUCGGCAGUCCGUUCGGGGGCAGCAUAAGAAAACGCAACAUGCCUGCAAAGCCCAUACACUUUGCCUCGAAAGCAGAGAGGCUUAUACAGCAUCACCUGAAGGAAGACGAACUUGCUCAUCAACAUCCCACGUCGGCAACCCGUCUUCCUUUACUCUCAGGAGAGCACGGGGAGAGGAACGAAAAGCGGGAAUACUAAAACUCAGGGGGCCCGACCAAGAUCGAGGCAAGCGAUUUUCAGGGGCUCAACCAGAUCACGAGAUGUCACUAGCCCUAACUAGGUAA
Molecule: messenger RNA, 375 nt
Organism: Blastomyces dermatitidis ER-3
Lineage: Eukaryota; Fungi; Ascomycota; Eurotiomycetes; Onygenales; Ajellomycetaceae
Exons: 1
Coding region: 1-375 (124 amino acids)
Source: RefSeq, a predicted model, not a curated record